GCUGCUGCAGAUGCACUACAAAACCUUCCAAAUUCCAUCUGCAAAGCGCCGAGCCGCGCACCCAACCCGCCCGAACGGACGGAAAGCAGCCAGGCAGGCGUUGACACGCAGAAACCCCGCAAAACCCAGCCAUUUCCUCCCUCCCUCCCUCCCGCACGCCAGACCAGAUCCAGACGAAACGAGACGGAGCCCUCGCACGCCUCCCCAGGCGCGCCCUCACUUAUUACUAGUCCACACAAGCGUGCCGGUGCUGGCCGCCGCAUCGGUUCCCCCCUUCCAGCGUCUCUCGGUCUCGGGUCCGUGCGUCGGGGCGGGAUAGGAAGGAUGGAGGGGCGCGUGCUGCGGCGCAGCGUGACGCUGGCGGACCAGCUCGCCGCGGUUGCGCCGGCGCCGGCGCCGCUGCCGCCGCCCGGGGCCGCCGGGUCCUGCAACCUCCGCGACCUGCUGAAGCUCCGAGACGAGGACGACCUGGCGUCGGCCGGGCGCCGGGCCGCCGUCACGCUCGCCUCCGCCAUGGCCGCCGAGAGGCAGGUCCAGGUCCCGGCGGCGUCCCCGUCCCCGUCCCCGUCGCCGUCGUCCCCCGCCGCCGCGACGCGCACCCUCCUCGACAUAAUCCGCGACGACCAGCCUCCCGCCGCCGGGGCCGGGGACCCGCUCGUCCGCCGCGCCGUGUCGCUACCACCCCCGACCACGGCCUCCCCGCCGGCGCCGGCGCCCGCCGCCGAGGCCGCCCCUCCCCCGUCUCCGCCCCCUGCGGCGGCGGAUGAGCACGAGCAGGAGCAGGAGCAGGAGCAGAGGGUCUCCCUGAUGGCGCUCCUGGAGCAGACGGACCGGCAGUGGAGCGCCGUCCCAGGCGCCGCGGCGCAGGCAGAAGAAGAUGAGGACUCGGCGGCGGCUGCGGCGGGCAGGGGCGUGGUCGCCGGGUGCUGCUGCGUGUGCAUGGCCCGGGCCAAGGGCGCCGCCUUCAUCCCCUGCGGCCACACCUUCUGCCGCGGCUGCGCCCGCGAGCUCCUGGGCGGGCGCGGCCGCUGCCCGCUCUGCAACGCCGCCAUCGUCGACGUGCUCGACAUCUUCUGACCGGGGGGGGAGCCCGUGCCGUAGAGAUAGAUAGAUCUCCCGAAUCUCUCGGGCCCCUUUCCUCUUUCGCGUGCUCCCGCUGUGAAAAAAGAUCACAACAUGUUCGGCUUUGGAAAAAAUCAACAUUUCAUUUCCAUGGUGCA
Molecule: messenger RNA, 1220 nt
Organism: Zea mays
Lineage: Eukaryota; Viridiplantae; Streptophyta; Magnoliopsida; Poales; Poaceae
Product: arabinogalactan protein 1-like
Exons: 1
Coding region: 325-1077 (250 amino acids)
Source: RefSeq, a predicted model, not a curated record